Molecule: messenger RNA, 4563 nt
Organism: Linum trigynum
Lineage: Eukaryota; Viridiplantae; Streptophyta; Magnoliopsida; Malpighiales; Linaceae
Source: the annotation of a GenBank genome assembly
AUUAUUGAUACAAUCUUGCUAAUUUGCUAUGAACUCAUUAUAAAUGCUAGUCCAAUUUCUUAAUGGCUAGUUGGAGAAUUGCUUUUGUGGGUUGACCCACGACCCAACCGCACGCAUCCGCCACCCACCCAACCCAAUCCCGCAGAAGUAUGUGGGUGGAUUGCGGGUCACAAUUAUUCCAACUCGCUAGUAAGCGGGUGGGUCAAUUUGAAACCAAAACCCACCCAACCCGCCCAUUGCCCACUCCUACUAACUAACACACAUUGAGUUAGAGAACGACAUAAAUUUCUAUGUUAUGUAAAUUCAUGUGUCCUUUAUUUUCUUGUUGAUCGUUGUUUUACUUAUUAUUAUCGAUUGUCCCAGUUCGUGUGUGUGGCAUUUUUCUCAUGUGUCUAAUUUUGCCGAAAACGGAAUGAACUGGUCAACUGAUCAUUAUCUCCUAAAAAGAAAGUUAAGUGACCAUUUUGUUCAUGAUCCCAAAAUUGAGUGACCGUAUAUGUGAUUCAGAUUAACCCCAUGAAUUCGCUCCUCCCAUUCCCAGGGUCCCACAAAUUUCCCAUGGUCAAAAAAGGAAGAAAGGAAGGACCAAGGAGGAGAGUGAAAACAGGGGAAAAGCAAAGCAAAGGAGAAAAAUGAAAAUGAAAUGAGUCACUCCCAUUAAUGCAAGCAGAGACUCCCACGCACAAAAUUAUACAAACACUUUCCCUUUCCCCCUCUCUUUCUGACUCGCACUCGCAUCAGACUCUGCUCUCUCUCACUCUCUCUCCCUCACAUGUCCAAAACCAGAACCUGCAACUGCAGCACCACCACGCCAUCCCUCCUCUAGUCCCUCUUUCUCUUCCCCAUCUCACAUUUUGCAGUACAACACCCACCCCCAUCGUCCCAAUUACUUCGCCAUUGAUUGCUCACUGCGAAGUCAAGAAAAAAAACUAAAAAACCCCACUCAAUCGCCUUUCUUCCUUCCUCCUCUGCUCUCUUCUUCCUUUCCCCUGUUUUCUCCACUCACUCUACUGCUCUCCCUUUCUUUCUUUUUAUAAAGAGACCCGCUAUCAGCUCCGCCCUUCCUUUCCCCUGGUUUGGUUGCUUCCCUUUUCGUCAUAUUCUGGCUCUCCCGACUAUGGAAGCUUUCACCUUGCUCAAGUACUGGCGCGGCGGCGGAGGAGCUGUCUCCCUGCCCUCUCCUUCCCCUCCUCCCCCUCCUCCUCCUCCCACUCUUCUUCCCGCCCGUCACAACACUACCACCAUUGUCACUUCCGCCUUCCCCGACGACAAUGCUGCGCCGCCGCCAUCCACCGACGAGGAUUCCAGCGCCGCCGGCGACGAUGGGCCUUUCUUCGACUUGGAGUUCGCGGUUGGGGAGGUGGGAGACGACGAUGGCGAGGAAGAGGAAGAGGGGCAGAGGAAGGGGGCUGAUUCCUCCGCCGAUUCUGAUUCCGACGGCGGUGGCGACGGAGAAGAGGGGGAGUUCGAUUUCACGCUCUCGUCGGCUUCCAGCUGCAACGACCGUGCGGACCCCACCGGCCAACUGGCACUAUCCCCUUCCGACGAGAUGUUCUUCAAGGGAACGUUGCUGCCGAUGAUGGAGUCUUCCGACGCUAUGAACCCUAAAUCUCAGAGGAUCCCUGUCUCCCUGCUCAAAUCCGCCACCAAAUUCAGGGUUUUCUUGCUGGGAUUCAAGAAAUCCAACAAGGCAAAAAUCCCCGGUGAACAGAAAUCGGCCGAUUCCGUUGUAGAUGUGGAUACAGCGGCGGCGGAGCAGCAGAAAGAGGAAGAAGGAAAUGGAAAUGGAAAUGGAAAUGGGAGGCAGGGGAAGCUUUUCACCGUCAAGUUCAAAGUCGAGGAUGUUCCAAUUGUGUCUCUGUUCACCAGAGACAACAGUAGUAAGAGCGGCAACAAGUCAUCGUUGCAGCAGAAGGAACAGAGUGGUGGUGUUGGCGAUAACAAUUCCGGCGACGCUUCUUCCGCGGCGGCGGAAGAGAGGCAGAGGUUCUCCAAGGAGGCAUUGCAGAAGUACUUGAAGAAAGUGAAGCCUCUCUACGUCCGCGUUUCGAAACGGUACGGGGAAAAGCUUGGAUUCUCUGGUCAACUGAGUCUAGGUUCAAAUGUUGCUAAAUCCUCGGCGGCGACGGCGGAAGCGGUUGGGGUUACUCCUCCUGUUCCGGCGAUUCUGAAGGCUUCCCCGUCGAAGUCGUCCUCGUCGUCGUCGGAGAAGGUUCAGCAGGAGGCUGGAACAGUCAACUGUGUGGGUCAACAGAACGUGAAGGGAGCAGCGAAACAGGGGAAUUUGCAGGCAGGACUAAGAGUCAUGUGCAAGCACUUGGGGAAAAGCCGAUCCGCUUCUUCCGCCGUGGCGGCGGCUCCUCCUCCGCCUACGGCUGCAGCAUCGAAUCGGAGAGACGACUCGUUGCUGCAGCAGCAAGAUGGGAUUCAGAGCGCCAUUCUUCAUUGCAAGAGAUCCUUCAAUGCCUCUCGAGAUUCAGAAUAUUCAAGGUCGGCGAGCGGGUCAUCUUCGUCGCCUGAGAAAUCCGGCGAGUCGUCGGGGAAAGAUUCCGGUGGUGAUGAUGGGAAAGCAUCAAGUGGGCCUGUGGUCCGAUAAUAAUACCACAGCCUAGGAGUUCGCGUAAUCAAAUCAAUCAGUUAAAUAUGGAUAACUUUAAGUACAUGUUUUUGUCUCUGUAAAUGUGCCGCGGUUGUUUGAAUUAGUUGUUAAUCUAUAGCUUUAGUGCAGUUAAUUUAGGUGAUUAAGUAAAGUGAAUAGAGAGAGUAGAGGAGGUCGUACUGCUGUGCCGAUUGUAAUGUCAGUGGCUUAGUAAUUAGUAUUCUGGAGACCAAAUGUUUCCAGUGCAAGUUCAAGUAAACCAAAAGGCUCUCAAUCUCUUAUGUAUGUAGCUUGUAGCAUCAUAAUUCAGUGAGGCAAGCGUGCCGAUAGAGGUUGAGAUCAGCGCGUACUAACACCAUCACAAGAUGCGAAUUUCAAUCCAAUACAUCAAUCCAUUAAAAAUAUCCACCUAAUCCAAUCCAUUUAAAUCCAAUCCAUUUUAUCCAAAUCCAAUUGGAUUGGUGGAUUUAUGGAUUGGAUCCAUGGAUCAUUGGCAAUUACGGUUUAGUACCUAUAAUUUUUAUUUUUUACAUUUUGGUACCUAAAAUUUAAUUCUUUAUACGAAAAAUAUCAUUGGAAAUUACGUUUUGAUACCUAAAAAUUUUCAUUAUGACAUUUUAGUACCUAAACUUUUUACAUUUUACAUAUUGGUCCUUGGUUGAGGAUAUCAUUUGGAUUCAUGGAUAAUCCACCAAUCCACUUGAUCCAAUCCAUCAAUCCAUCAAUCCAUUAGAUCCAAUCCAUUUGAUCCAUGGAUCCACCAAUCCAAUCCACCAAUCCACCAAUCCAAUCCAUUUGCCACCUCUAGAUGCGAUCUUUGUCAUCGCACGCACAUUUUAUUUAUAACUGUGCUAAUGCUUGCAUCUAAUGUAUGAAAUCGCGAGACCGAGCAAUCUGGUAAUAUUGACUCGUGUUAACCCCAACCAACCCCAAGAGCAUGCUGGUAAGAUUCAACAAAAAUGGCAAUGCUCGAGGACCAUCAACCCAACCACCACAGGAAAGUGAGGAUAGGGUUUCUUCUGCAUUGAUGUUGGUUCAUACUUGAUAGUUGUGGGGGUGGGGAGUGAAGUGAAGUGAAGAAGAAGAAGAAGAGGAGGAGUUGGGGGGUGGUUUGGUCAAUUCAAGUUAAUUGCAAGGAUUUGUGUCUUUUUGCGGUCAGAGAUGGCAGGAGAAAGUGGCAGUGCUUAAACAGUAAAAAAGUAAGAAAGGGUUUUGUUUUCUUUCUCUCGACAGAAUGGCAGAGGAGGGGCGGGAGGGUGGAGAAGACAGACAGAGAUAUAACAAUACAGACACCAAAAACAAAGUUCAGUCCCUCCCUCUCUCUGGUUUAGCAAAGCUUGUUCAUGGAGAUUUGGGAUUUCUGUUGAGCUGUUUUUAGGGGGUGUUUGCUUUGAUGUGAUCAGUGGUCCAAUGAAGUUAUUUGGUUGAUGUUUCGGAUCUCGAUUUUGUGUGUGUGUUACUGCAAAGUCCGGUGAUCAAUGAUUCAUAAUAGUUUCUCAGCUACUGCUGACCAUGAUGCGUCCCAUCCACACAAGGCAGUGAAACAAAAUGAUUCAGUAGUAAAGUUCAUUACAAUUGUCAUCUAGAAAUCCAAGGAAAAGUUAUUUUGUCAAUUUAGGUGACAAAACACCUAAUACCAGUUUAUUCACGCAUUUUUUUUGUUCAUUCACGCUAUUUAGUGCGUAUUCACGUAAUACUAUGCUUAUUCACGUAAGAGUGUAAGUUAUUCACGUAAGUGUAUAAGUUAUUCACGUAAAUGAAAAAUCAGACUUUUUCCCCUAAUAAUUUGUAUUGGCUAUAUUUUAAGGAAUUAAAUUUGGAUUCUCAAUUAAUUUGUAAAAAUAUAUUGCACUUAUCAUAAUCUACACAAUGACAUCCAUUUUGAUAUAUUUCAAAGUUUAAAAUUUAAUUUUACAAUGGCGUGAAUAAAUAACAAUACAUGUGAAUAAAUACCAGGUUGCGUG